This is a messenger RNA of Phragmites australis (common reed), 1540 nucleotides long. RefSeq lists its product as uncharacterized. The coding region runs from base 277 to 1176 and encodes 299 amino acids. The transcript has 7 exons. NCBI's taxonomy places the organism in Eukaryota, Viridiplantae, Streptophyta, Magnoliopsida, Poales, Poaceae. The record is from RefSeq and is a predicted model, not a curated record.
AAAGAUUCACUGCUCCAGUAUCAAACAAGUGUUCCCCCAACAUGAGUGGGGAGUGGAUUGAUUGAUUGAUCACAGCCCGAGCUGCUGCUGGUGGCCGCCCGCCGCUCUCCUCCUCCUCUGCCUCCCUCACCUCCGCUUCCUCUCCCUCCUCUCAGCGCGGAGCAAGCUGAGAUUCCCUCCCCCGGCGUCAAAUCACGGGCGGGAGGAGGAGCUUCGCCUGGGGGAAGAAGGGGGGAGGUGGCGCGAGGGCAGGGAGAGGACGCAGCUGCAUCCGGCAUGUCGGGCGAGGACGUUCGCAAGGUCUCUUGCGAGGACAUACAGAUCGUUCAAAAUCUUAUAGAGGGCUGUCUUCAGCUGUAUAUGAACCAGAAAGAAGUGGUUGAUGCCCUCUCCCUCCAGGCAAAAAUAGAGCCCACCGUUACUGAACAUGUUUGGCAACAACUUGAGGAACAGAAUCCUGUGUUUUUCAAGGCAUACUAUUUGAGGCUAAUGCUUAAGAAUCAAAUAAUGGCCUUCAACAAGCUGCUUGACAACCAGUUCCAGAUUAUGAAUAAAGAGUUUCCUUCAGGGAUCCCUUCUGCGUCUCUUCCUAAUGGCUCAAAUUCCAACCCAUUGAAGCAAAAUUCAUGCUUUUUGCCAGAGACUGCUCCCGGAUCUGCAAUGCCAGAUGGUAUAAUGUGCAAUGGAAGUUCAAGUGGUAUAAUAAAUGGCACACCAUCUGGUGAUCAAUUAAUUAAUGCUGGCAAAGACAUGCAUGGUCUUCACAGUGGAAUAGAUGCUUCAAGUAAUCUGCAGGUAGCGCAGAAUGCUACUGCUGUGAUGUUUGGUGUAGACAAUGGGACAAUAAUAAAGACGGAGUCUGGCUAUUCAAGUAAUGCUGAUUUUGCUUUCUGCGGGAAUACAUUCCUGGAAUCAUGCCAGUCAAUAGGUGACGCAUCUGGUGGAUCCUUUAGUAGCUCAGAGUUGAAUGGGCAACAACUGAAUGAUUCAAUUUUAGAUAUUGAAUCAUCAUCAUUUGGCUUCUUGAGCCAGAUUCCCCAAAAUUUUAUAUUUUCAGACUUGGCAGAGGAAUUCAGCCAAAGUGCAGAAAUGUUGGAGAAUUAUAAUAAAUCACCAUUCUUCGCUUCUGAAACAAAUAACUUCUCGGAUUCUACAGGGGGAGAUCAUACAGGUUGAGCAGCCAUGCGCGGUCCACCGGCCAUUUGUACAUACUCUCAUGGGCAGGCAAUUUUCCAUUUGAUGAAGAACUUGAGCAACUUUUGAGUUAGCUGCUUAUUUCCAGUUUUUUUGUCUUAUAUUGUGGUAGUUUGGAUUGUGUGGGUUGCCUACUACAUCAGAGGGCAUAAUGGAUUGGUCUCCCAGUAUGCUUUCUGAUAGUAUUGUAGUCUAGUCGCUCCUUGUACGUUGUUGUGCUUCUGUAAGAUAAUCCUUAGACGCAGCGAUGUUUCCACUUGCUUAUUAUUGGCUCAUGUUCUUGGCUUGUACAACAAAAAUUUAUUUUAUCCCAAGCGAGUGCUGUAAUCAGGUUUUGGCUUGUGAA